Bactrocera latifrons is the source of this 2002-nucleotide messenger RNA. RefSeq names its product cytochrome P450 315a1, mitochondrial (gene sad). Gene Ontology annotation, molecular function: oxidoreductase activity, acting on paired donors, with incorporation or reduction of molecular oxygen; heme binding; iron ion binding. The transcript has 7 exons. NCBI's taxonomy places the organism in Eukaryota, Metazoa, Arthropoda, Insecta, Diptera, Tephritidae. The record is from RefSeq and is a predicted model, not a curated record. Bases 272 to 1978 code for a protein of 568 amino acids.
AACGAAGAAAAAAAAAAUUGGCUAAAAAAUUAAGUUUUUGCCGAAACAGCAUUUGCAGUAAACGAAAAGGCCAUAGAGUCAUACAACGCACAUAGGCAUCAUCAACAGCAACAGAGCGCGCCAACAGCAGAAUAUCGCGGCACGUUUGGUGGUCAUAUAGCCAGCCUUGCGCCAGACCAGCARCAAGCAGCGAGCACAGUGCUGAGUUAGGGGCUUGUGAAAAAACUUGCAAUUGCCACUUGAAUACGAUACAAGCGUGCGCAUCGUCGUAAUGCUGAAUUUGUUGCCAUCGGCGGUGCUAAAUGCUUUACGCGCCUUCUGGCUGCGUCUGUUGGUAAUAUGCGGUAGAACGCAUAAAUGUCACCUGGGCGAAGGUGAAUACUUAACGCCAUCAACAGCAGCGGCAACCAUCUCGAUCACAGCGACCGCGAAGUCGAACGAAAUGGCAGCAACAGCGGCGCCGGCAGCGCAGCCAUUGGCACCGCCACCACCCAGCACGGGGGCUUGGCCGUGGAAGGCGAAAGUUGAGAAGUCGUCGGCAGAGGAUUUGCAGAAGUUGCCAAGGCCGAAAGGAUUGCCAUUAAUUGGCACGUUUUGGGAUCUAGUAGCAGCCGGCGGUGGACAACAGUUACACAAAUACGUUCAACGACGCCAUGAAGAGYUCGGUCCAAUAUUCUACGAACGUCUGGGCGGCGUACAGGAUGCCAUAUUUGUUUCAUCAGCAAGUCAAAUGCGUGCGGUAUUYCAAUAUGAGGGCCAAUAUCCACGGCAUCCGCUGCCAGAGUCGUGGAUUUUAUACAACAGGCAGCACAAUUGUCAGCGCGGCUUGUUCUUCAUGGAGGGUCCCGAAUGGCUACAUAACCGACGCAUAUUAAAUCGUUUUCUGCUCGGCGGCACCAUGAAGUGGAUGGAUGUGCACAUCGAUGCGUGUACGCAACGUUUGGUGAAUCUGUGGAAGACGCAGGCGGCCAAAGCGCAAGGCAGCUACACCGAAGUGCUGGAGCUCGAACAGCAGCUCUACAACUGGGCAAUUGAUGUGGUUUGCACCAUCAUGUUUGGCGUUUCAGCGGCGGAAAAUCCGCAUAUGGCCAAGACAAUGGAUGAAUUCUCGCGUAUUGUGCACGGAAUAUUCGACACAAGUUCGGCGCUUAUGACAUUUCCACCACAAUUGGCCAAACGUUUCAAUAUGCGUAUUUGGCGUGAUUUCGAGGCGAGCGUCGCCGCGGUGCURAAGAAGGGCAACGAUUUGAUUGAUCUGUUAGUUGAGUUACCAGAAGACAUUACAAAUGGUUUGUGUGUGAAAAAUGGUGUCGACUGUCACGAUUGUAGUGGAGAUUCACUCUUCCAGAAACUCAUUUUAGCCGACAUGCCAUUGGAUACGAUUAAGCGCAUAUUUGUGGAUUUGGUUAUUGCCGCCGGCGAUACGACAGCCUACACAACGGAAUGGGCAUUUUAUCUACUCACUCAGAAUCCGGAAAUGCAAGAGCGUUUGGCCAAAGAAAUGGCUGCGCAUGACGGGCGCGGCAAUAUGCUGGUACAUGGCCUUAUAAAAGAGGCCAUGCGUUUAUAUCCGAUUGCACCAUUUAUUGGACGCUACUUAGACACUGAGGCCAACAUUGGCGGCUAUCAAAUCGAAAGAAAUAGCUUAGUGCUGCUCUCCUUGUACACGGCCGGUCGUGAAUCCAAACAUUUUCCCGAUCCAGAGACGGCAAAACCAGAGCGUUGGCAACGCAACGAGGAAACCGGCGAACUACGUGAAGUCUUGCAAUCGCAUGGCUCCCUACCAUUCGCCAUCGGCAAUCGUUCGUGCAUUGGCCGACGCAUGGCGAUGAAACAAAUGCACUGCCUGCUGGCGUCGGUCAUAAGCAAUUUUAAGUUGCAAUGUAACAAUACAACACCAAUUGACUGCAAGCUGCGUUUGGUAACGGUACCGGAUCAGCCGCUACGACUGGCAAUAAAACUUCGUGACAUCGCAUAGUAUUAGUUAAUACAUAUACAUACA